AUGGCCGCUGCCGUGCAGAGAACCCCAAUGAAACGUGCUCUCGCCGAGACCACGCAGACACGUCAGAAUAUACAGCCGUCUCCGCAUUCGAACAAGAAACUCAAGGUCAAUGGCGGCUUCACGAGCUCCCAGACCUCGAACAGGGGCAGAAAUGGGCCCCCAGGCUCGUCGCAACCGAAGAGCCAAUUUGAAGAGGAGGUGUUGCAGAAGAUGACUCAAGGCAUUAACACCUUGAAGAACACGAACAGCGAGAAAGAUCAGCAAUGGAAGCGUCCGCCCUUGGACGACUGGAAAGAGGGUCGAGACAACAUUUGUUUUCAGCAAAUCGAAGCUGAAGAAGGGACCAUCUAUGGGGGACGCAAGACUAUCCAGCUAUUCGGUGUGACAGAGACUGGCCAUUCGGUACUAUUACACGUCUCAGGCUUCCUGCACUAUCUUUACGUUGCUGCCCCUAUCAACUUCGCACGCACCGACUGUGAAUCGUACAAAGCAUAUCUUGAGUCUCAGCUAGCACAACAUCAGCCCGCCAUACAUUCUGUACACAUGGUCAUGCGAGAGAACAUGUAUGGCUUCCAAGGAAAUCAGAAGAGUCCGUACAUCAAAAUUACUGUCACCGAUCCCAGAUUCAUAGCCAGGCUUCGGUCGACCAUAGAGUCGGGGUCUGCCAACUUCCGAGGACUGUGGGGGCGCAUCGACGGGGGCAUCAUGACGUACGAUAGCAUCCAGUAUGUGCUGCGGUUCAUGAUUGACGUCAAGAUACACGGCAUGUCAUGGGUCGAGGUGCCUGCUGGGAAAUACGACAUGAUACCCAGCCAUGAGAGGCAGUCCACUUGCCAGAUUGAGGCACAUGUACAAUACAGAGAUCUGAUUGCGCAUCCUAUUGAUGGAGAGUGGGCAAAGAUGGCCCCGCUGAGGAUACUGUCUUUUGACAUCGAAUGCGCGGGACGUAAGGGCAUAUUCCCAGAGGCAGACCAGGACCCGGUCAUCCAGAUCGCCAACGUAGUGACGCGGUAUGGUGAAGAGAAGCCGUUUGUCCGCAACGUUUUCUGUCUGGACACUACGAAUCCCAUCGUCAACACGCAGAUUCUGAGUUUUCAAGACGAAGGCAAGAUGUUGAUGGAAUGGCAAAAGUUCCUGCAGGAGGUGGACCCGGACGUCAUAAUUGGCUACAACAUUGCCAACUUUGAUUUCCCCUAUCUGCUGGACCGCGCUGAACACUUGAAGCAAAAGAACUUUCCAUACUGGACUCGCCUCAAGACGAUGAAGUCGCACGCCCAGAAGACCAACUUCUCAAGCAAGCAGAUGGGCAACCGCGAUACAAAGGCGACAAACACAAACGGACGACUCCAACUUGACUUGCUUCAGCUGGUGCAGCGCGAUCAUCAACUGCGAAGCUAUACUCUCAACUCCGUCUGUGCACAUUUCCUGAACGAGCAGAAGGAAGACGUGCACCACACUAUGAUUACGGAACUUUUCAACGGAGACGCGGACUCGCGCCGAAGAUUGGCGGUGUAUUGUCUGAAGGACGCAUAUCUACCGCAACGACUGAUGGACAAGCUGAUGUGUUUGGUCAACUACACUGAGAUGGCAAGAGUCACGGGCGUGCCAUUCAACUACUUGCUGUCGAGAGGGCAACAGGUCAAGUUCAUCAGUCAGCUGUUCCGUAAAGCCCUGGACGAAAACCUUGUCGUUCCCAACAUGAGCUCUCAGGCAUCGGAGGAUCAGUAUGAAGGAGCGACAGUCAUUGAGCCUACGCGCGGCUACUACGACGUCCCUGUGGCCACACUGGAUUUUGCCUCGCUGUAUCCCAGUAUCAUGCAAGCGCACAACCUGUGCUACACCACACUACUCGACAAGAAAGCCGUGGAGAACCACAAGCUGCAGAAAGAUGUCGACUACAUUGUCACCCCGAACGGGGAUAUGUUUGUAACGGCCAAAGUACGGAAAGGGCUUCUGUCACAGAUUCUGGAGGAGCUUCUGUCGGCGCGUAAGCGCGCCAAGAAAGAGCUGGCUGUCGAAACAGACGCUUUCAAAAAGGCCGUGCUCAACGGUCGACAAUUGGCGCUGAAGAUUAGUGCCAACAGUGUUUACGGUCUUACGGGUGCCACGGUUGGCAAGCUUCCAUGCCUGCCUGUGGCGAGUAGUACGACAAGCUACGGACGACAGAUGAUUGAGAAGACGAGAGACGAGGUGAUGAAGAAGUACACGAUUGCAAACGGGUACGAGCACGACGCGCAGGUCAUCUACGGCGACACGGACUCGGUCAUGGUCAAGUUUGGCACCAAAGACCUGGCAAAGGCCAUGGAGCUCGGGCAGGAAGCGGCCGAGUACGUGUCGUCCAAGUUCGUCAAGCCGAUCAAGCUCGAGUUCGAGAAGGUCUACUUCCCAUACCUGCUCAUCAACAAGAAGCGCUACGCCGGCCUGUACUGGACCAAGACGGAGAAGUGGGACAAGAUGGACACAAAGGGCAUCGAGACUGUCCGGCGAGACAACUGCCGCCUCGUGCAGACCGUCAUCGAAACCUCCCUCCGCAUGCUGCUAAUCGACCGCGACGUGAGCGGCGCCUCCGACUUCGUCAAAGAAACAAUCUCCGACCUCCUCCAAAACAAAAUCGACAUGUCCAACCUCGUCAUCACAAAAGCCCUCUCCAAAGAAACCUACGACGGCAAACAAGCCCACGUCGAACUGGCAAAGCGCAUGAAGGACCGCGACUCGGGCUCCGCCCCGGCCCUCGGCGACCGCGUCGCCUACGUCAUAAUAAAGGGCCCGGCCGGCGCAAAGAAUUUCGAGAAAUCAGAAGACCCAAUCUACGUCCUCGAGAACAACCUGCCCAUCGACACAAAGUACUACCUCGACAACCAGCUCUCCAAACCGCUUAUUCGUAUCUUCGAGCCCAUCCUCGGCGAAAAAAAAGCCGGCCAGUUGCUCACGGGCGCACAUACACGCGCCAUCGCCGUCGCCGCCCCCUCAUCCCUCUCCUCCUCCUCAUCCUCCUCCGCAAACGCAAACCGCGGCGGCCUCAUGCGCUUCGCCCAAAAAACACAAACCUGCAUGGGCUGCAAAUCGCCCCUGACUUCCACCGCCGAAAAGCACGGCGCGGUCUGCGUAAACUGCCGGCCCCGUUUCGCAGAAUUAUACCAAAAGACGCUCUCCAAAGCGGCGGAGCUGGAGGUGCGUUUUGCCAGGCUCUGGACGCAGUGUCAGCGCUGUCAGGGGUCGGUGCAUAAUGAGGUUAUUUGCUCGUCGAGGGAUUGUCCGAUUUUUUAUAUGCGCAUGAAGGCGAAGAAGGAUGUUGGGGAUGCGGGGAGGGAGUUGGGGAGGUUUGAUCGGGAUGGGGCGCUGUGGUAG
Messenger RNA from Pseudovirgaria hyperparasitica, 3348 nucleotides. RefSeq names its product DNA polymerase delta catalytic subunit. Gene Ontology annotation, biological process: DNA replication proofreading; DNA-templated DNA replication; base-excision repair, gap-filling. Bases 1 to 3348 code for a protein of 1115 amino acids. The transcript has 4 exons. The record is from RefSeq and is a predicted model, not a curated record. Gene Ontology annotation, cellular component: delta DNA polymerase complex. Gene Ontology annotation, molecular function: nucleotide binding; DNA-directed DNA polymerase activity; 3'-5'-DNA exonuclease activity. Lineage: Eukaryota; Fungi; Ascomycota; Dothideomycetes; Acrospermales; Acrospermaceae.